This is a messenger RNA of Racocetra persica, 341 nucleotides long. NCBI's taxonomy places the organism in Eukaryota, Fungi, Glomeromycota, Glomeromycetes, Diversisporales, Gigasporaceae. The record is from the annotation of a GenBank genome assembly.
AUGAAGUUAGUGAAACUACUAUAAAAAAUUGCUGCAGAGCUAUCAAGAUUAUAUUAGAAAUAAGCAAAUCGGAAGAAAGUGAAUCAGAUAAUAAAUUUCAAAAUAAGACUACUGAUAUAGAUGAUACUACUAUACUACUUAAAGACCUUUCAGCUAAAACUAACCUAACAAUUCAAGAACUAACAGAUAAUAUUGAAGAAUAUAUCCAAAUAAUUAAUCAACUAGCUGUGACAGAGGAUAUACUAACUGAUGAAGAUAUUAUUGAAAUGAUAAUAGACGAAUUUUGUAAAGAUAAAACUAAUGAUGAUAAUAAAAAUGAUGAAGAACUACUACUACCUUAA